ACUUUUGGUUUAUCUGUGCAUACGGACAAUGUAGGAGAUAUAUUUGAUAUUGCUGAUUUCUUAAAAGAAUAUCAGAAGAUAAAGUGUACUUUCAAAACUUUGAAAUUAUGGCAGCUAAACGUGUGUUGCGACCCAUAUAGGUAUCCGGUACCUAACCAUACACAGGUGUGCUGUUCAAGACCCAUAUCAGUAUAGCAUGUGUGUAUUAGACAUUUGUAACGAACCCCUAUGAUAGGCCUACAAGUGAAUUUGUUGUAAUUCAUAGAUGGACGUAACACCAAAGUGGACCUGCUUUUUGUGUGCCCAGCCAGCUCCAUUCCACUCUCUUGCUUCACUAGAAGCGCAGGAAAAAUCUGGAAACACAGAGAUAUAUAUAGACGGUGAUUACAAGAUUUAUUUGCGCUGCCCGUCCUGCAGGAGGUGUUUUCAUCUAAGCUGGAAAGGCAAGGGGAAAAUGAAAAAAAGGAAAAGGACAGUUGACACAGUUACAGAAACCUUAACCGGUCUCUUUGAAAAACGAGAAAUGCAAACUGCAAAGCGGCACAAGGAAAAAAUGAACAUAAUGAAAUCCUUCAUUGAUGUUUUAAGAGGAAAACAAGAUUCCUCUGCAGCUCAUUCCAAUUCCCCAAGUGCGUCUUCUGAUGAUGAUUAAAUGACGAUAUAUAUUUUAUUAUC
Pecten maximus is the source of this 675-nucleotide messenger RNA. RefSeq lists its product as uncharacterized. The coding region runs from base 266 to 652 and encodes 128 amino acids. Lineage: Eukaryota; Metazoa; Mollusca; Bivalvia; Pectinida; Pectinidae. The record is from RefSeq and is a predicted model, not a curated record. The transcript is spliced from 2 exons.